Penicillium olsonii is the source of this 714-nucleotide messenger RNA. The record is from the annotation of a GenBank genome assembly. NCBI's taxonomy places the organism in Eukaryota, Fungi, Ascomycota, Eurotiomycetes, Eurotiales, Aspergillaceae.
AUGGCCGAUCAGGAACAACCUUCCACUCCUAACCCCGACUCUCCUAAGCCAAAGCGUGCCCCUCCCAAAUUGGGCAAGAAGUCCCCCGCCAAACAAGAGCAGACCCCUCCCCCCUCUGAGCAAGGUCAAGAGGAAAACAAAGACGAUAGUCAAGAAAACAACUCCGAUUCCAAGCCUGAAGAGCCCCAGCAAGAGCCCGAGUCUGAACAAAAGCCCGAGCCCGAACAAAAGCCUGAGCCUGAGCCUGAGCCAAAACAACAAGAGCCAGACUCUGAGCCCGAACAAAAAGAGGCCGAACCCGAACCCGAACCCCAGCCUAAGCCCGAACGUCGUCGACGCAAACCUCGUCGUCAAGAAGCAGACGUCGAAUCAGUCCAAAUGGAAGACGAGAAGCCUCAACGUCGCGUCCGCCGACAGCGCCAGCCCAAGCAACAACAACAAGACGGCGGACCUCUAGGCGGCCUCCCCGGUGUCGGUGGUGUCGACCAAGCCGGCCAGCUUGUGCAGAACACAGCAGGUAAUGCGCUCAACGGCGCCACCGGCAGUGCAGGCAAAGCCGUAGGAGGGAUCCUAGGCGGCGGCGAAGACAAGAAGGAAGACGACGAUGGAGGUCGGGACGAGCAGCUGCGCUUGCGACUGGACCUUAAUCUGGAUAUCGAGGUUCAGCUCAAGGCGAAGAUCCAUGGUGAUUUGACAAUCGGAUUGCUUAAUUAA